Molecule: messenger RNA, 2427 nt
Organism: Radiomyces spectabilis
Lineage: Eukaryota; Fungi; Mucoromycota; Mucoromycetes; Mucorales; Radiomycetaceae
Product: glycoside hydrolase family 15 protein
Exons: 6
Coding region: 81-2315 (744 amino acids)
Biological process (GO): carbohydrate metabolic process
Molecular function (GO): hydrolase activity, hydrolyzing O-glycosyl compounds
Source: RefSeq, a predicted model, not a curated record
UUUCUCUUCUUUUCCUUCAAAUCCUUACUUCUACCCAUUGGUUAAUUUGACUUUCAAUUCCUCCUUGUUAAACGUACAUAAUGUCUAAAGCAUACGAGCCCGACCAGGAGAAGACGCGUGAGAAAACGUAUGGGUCUGAGUUUGAGACCGAACUCGAAGAGCACCAAAGUCCUAUCCAAGAAUGUCCCGAAGGCAUGCGCUAUGUGGCCGAUACACGUCGUCAGAAAAUGAACCCUGACCAUGCCGCAGAAGGUUCCAAUGUUGUGAGCACGCGAUGCGAUAUCCGCAACAAUGGGUAUCUCCCUAUCGAAGACUACGGCCUCAUUGGUAAUAUGCGCACUGUCGCACUAUGCGGCACAGAUGGCUCUAUCGACUUCUGUUGCUACCCAAAGUUCGACAGCCCCUCCAUUUUUUGCCGCUUAUUGGACAAAGACAAAGGUGGUCAUUUCUCCAUCACUCCCAAAGAGCAUACAAGCAAUAAGCAACAGUACCUCCCGAACAGCAAUAUUCUCACUACGCGUUUCCUAUCCGAAGAAGGCGUAGCCCAAGUUACGGAUUACAUGCACGUACCGGAGAAGAACCAACGUGUGUCCACAAAACCAUUGUUACCAUGGAUCAUCCGUACGGUAGAAGUGAUUCGUGGCAAGGUCCAAUUUUCCAUGGAAUGUUAUCCAGCUUUUAAUUACGCACAAGACGAUCACACGACGAGACUGGAAACAUACGAAACGUCUGACGAGCAGAAAGAACGUUUGGCGGCACAAAUCUAUCCGGAAGAUGACACCUCGUACUAUGCUUCCAAAAAGAAGGUGGUGUUCGAGUCCAAGAACCUAUCCAUGGAUUUACGUUAUAUUGUACGUUGUGGCGACUUUGAAUGUCCCUUUGUCCAAUUCCAUGUGGACGACAAAGCCAAAGAUGUCGGGUUCAGAGGUCCCGGUGUGUGGGCCGAAUUCGAGCUGGAAGAGACUCAGGAAGUGACAUUUAUCUUGCGUGAACUUCCACCCAAGCCUGAGCCCAAUGAAACACCUUUGCAACGACGUUUGCGGCUUUCGUACGAUCCACCAUUGACCGUGAGUCUUAUGGAUGCCUUAUUCCGGCAAACGACCAAUUUCUGGCAAUCGUGGGUUUCGCAGAGCACUUACACAGGCCGCUGGCGAGAAAAUAUCAUGCGUAGCGCGCUGACUCUGAAAUUACUCUUCUAUGAGCCUACAGGCGCCAUCGUGGCCUCGCCGACCUUUGGUGUUCCCGAAGCGAUUGGUGGUGCCCGUAACUGGGAUUACCGCUACGUGUGGAUCCGUGAUUCCGCUUUCACCAUUUAUGCCUUGCUGAAACUUGGUUUCACCGAAGAAGCACGCAGCUACAUGCGAUACAUCGAAGCUCGUUGUCAGGAUCUGAAUGAAGAUGGAUCACUCAGCAUCAUGUACAGUAUUGACGGUGUGAAGCGGCUGGAUGAAUAUGAAUUGAAUCAUUUGGAUGGUUACCGUUCGUCGCGUCCUGUUCGCGUGGGCAACGGAGCCUAUGAUCAUCUUCAAUUGGAUAUUUACGGUGAACUCUUGGACGGUAUCUAUUUGUACAACAAGUAUGGCUCGCCUGUAUCGUACGAUAUGUGGUGUUCCGUCCGUAAACUGGUGGAUUAUGUCAUCAAAAACUGGAAUCAGCCUGAUAUGUCUAUUUGGGAAGUACGAGGAAGGAAGCAACACUUUACCUACUCCCUUGUCAUGUGUUGGGUAGCCAUUGACAGAGGUUUACGGUUAUCCGAAAAGAGAGUGUUCCCUUGUCCCGAUCGAGAAUUGUGGGCGGCUACGCGUGAUGAAAUCUACGAAUUGGUGCAAACAAAGUGCUAUAAUAAGGAACUGAAUAUCUUUACUCAGAGCAUUGAACAACAAGAGGCGCUCGACGCUUCUUGCCUGAUCAUGCCGCUCGUCUUUUUCACCAGUCCCGUAGACCCUCGUAUGCUCAACACUGUUCAGCGUAUCUUAUUGCCACCGGAAAAGGGUGGUUUGGUAGCCAACGAUCUCGUUUUCCGUUACAACUUCUUGACGACGGACGAUGGUGUGGGUGGCUUGGAGGGUGCUUUCUCCAUGUGUACCUUCUGGCUGGUAGAGGCUUUAACGCGAGCGGGUAAAUACGAUCGUAAAUUGCUAAAUCGAGCGGUGGUGAUGUUUGAAAAAAUGCUGUCGUACGGCAAUCAUCUCGGCUUGUUUUCAGAGGAAGUGGCUCGAUCAGGCGAAUUGCUGGGUAACUUCCCGCAAGCAUUCACUCAUAUCUCCUUCAUCAGCGCCGCCUUCAAUUUGGACCGUGUGUCAUCAAAGAGAUAAACAUCAUUUAUGCCUUAUUCUUGGGUUGUAUCCCUCCCGUCUGAUAGGAUAUAAAGUUCAUUUACUGUAAAAAUAAAAAGAAUAAAAAGCCAAUUGUAGUAAUUAUUCCACA